AAUAAAUGUAUGUAAUAUGACGUAUUAAACCAUUAAAUUAAAUUAAUAUUGAAUAGUUACGGACGUUACGGUUAAGUUAUCUACUACCGUGAAUUAAGAUGUACAAUGUACAUUAAUCACAAUGUCUUUAAUCAUUAUUAUUAUUAUGUUAUUUGAUACUUAUCUUAAGAUUUAAAUCUUCUCUGCUAGUACAAUUGCUGCUAUAUAAGCUGGUUGCCUUUAAUUGGCUACCUAGUACCUACUGAUCUGCUGAUGACGACAAACGAGUAUAGAAGUUUCAUAUUGUUAUAUUUUAGUAAUUUGCUAAAAUAAUUGUGUUAUUAAAUCAAUAUGCCAUUAAAAGGAUUAAACGUCUUAGAAUUUUCUGGAUUGGCUCCAGUACCUUUUGUUGGAACUAUAUUAUCAGAUUUUGGAGCAAAUGUGACUGUUAUCCAAAAAAGAAAUGCUAUUCUUCAAUUUACAAACUUUUUAAAUAAUGGUAAAAAGUCUAUAUGUGUCAAUUUAAAACAACCAGAAGGUGUUGAAAUUAUACAUAGAUUAAUCACUGAUUUUGACAUUAUACUUGAACCGUAUAGACCUGGUAUAAUGGAAAAACUGGGAUUAGGCCCUAAUUUAAUGAUGUCAAAAAAUCCACGUUUAAUAUAUGCUCGAUUGAAUGGAUAUGGUUCAUAUGGGCAAUAUGCACAAAGAGCUGGUCAUGAUAUAAAUUAUUUAGCUAUGUCAGGUUUGUUGUCAUUGUAUGGUUCAAAAAAUAAACCUGUUCCUCCUGUUAAUUUUUCUGAAUUUGCUGGUGGUAGUAUGGUAUGUGUAAUGGGAAUUUUAAUGGCAGUCAUAGAAAGAUACAAAAGUGGAAAAGGUCAAAUUGUUGACACUAACAUAACUGAAGGUAUUUCUUAUGUAGGAAGUUGGUUGUUAUCUUCACAAGAUUCAAUGAUUUGGAAAAAACCAAAAGGACAGAAUUUACUGGAUGGAGGAAUGCACUUCUAUGAUACAUAUGAAACCAAAGAUGGUAAAUGGAUGGCUGUCGGUGCAAUAGAACCAGAAUUUUAUGAAGUGUUCAUCAAAGAACUAGGAUUGAACAUUGAUGAUAUUGAACAACUUGAUAAUUUUGAAAAUAAUAGAAAAAUUAUUGCAAACAAAUUUAAAGAGAAAACACGAGAAGAAUGGUGUAAUAUUUUUGAUUUGAAAGAUGCUUGUGUUACUCCUGUGUUAGAAUUAGACGAGGUUGACCAGCAUCCUCAUAACGCAAGUAGAAAUUCAUUUAUGAGGAAAGAUAAUGUUGUGUUGCCUGUUCCAGCACCAAAACUAAGUGCUACUCCUGGAGUUUCAAGUUUUAGUAAACCGAUUCCAACUUGUGGACAGAAUACUAAGGAAAUACUUGAAAGUAUUGGAUAUACACAAAUGGAAAUCAGCAAAUUAUUUCAAAAUAAGACUGUAUUUGAAGAAUUAAAAUCCCAGUUAUAAUUUGGUAUUUUAGUUUUUACAAAAAAGUAGCUUUUGUUAUCUUGUAUUUAGCAUUAAACAGUUUUAUUUUUUGAGAUUGUUCAA
This is a messenger RNA of Melanaphis sacchari, 1548 nucleotides long. It is a transcript of the gene Amacr, whose product is annotated as alpha-methylacyl-CoA racemase. The coding region runs from base 331 to 1464 and encodes 377 amino acids. Gene Ontology annotation, cellular component: mitochondrion. Gene Ontology annotation, biological process: bile acid metabolic process. The record is from RefSeq and is a predicted model, not a curated record. Gene Ontology annotation, molecular function: alpha-methylacyl-CoA racemase activity. NCBI's taxonomy places the organism in Eukaryota, Metazoa, Arthropoda, Insecta, Hemiptera, Aphididae. The transcript has 7 exons.